GACACUUGCACCUUUUCCAGAGACAAGAUCUGAGGGCUUGCGAAUAAAGUGGAUGAAGUUUAUGACUGUCCACUGCUCAAAAGAGAAUAAUGCUAACAAUAUGAUAGCAGCUUGUAACGUUAUUAAAACAAAUUUAAGAGUAAAUCUGAAUUUGAUCAUUCCAACAUGAUGGAUAACGAAAUUAAACUCACAGUCAUUAACUAAUAAUAUUCUAAACAUGUUUAGGACUUUGAGGACUUUCUUUCCAUAUCUCUUUCUCUACAUGUGUAUGUUGUGGUGUCAUUGAAACACUAGCAUAUAUUUUAUUUAGAUGUCACCAAUAUCCAGUUGAAUGGGAUUUUGCUCUAUGUAACUAAAGCUAAAUACAAUGUACGUACAUAUUUAUUGCUAAUUUUGUCUCUUUUGUCUAUUAUUUUGAUGUGGAAGCCCACACCGUACCAACGCUUAGGCGUCAACUGUUUACAUACCACAAAAGCUUGCGACAUCACAUGAAGUUGAAUAUAACAAUCUUGGGCGUUACAGUCCGUACCGGUUGGAACGAUGUUGGAUUUCGCAACCCUAGUGUCCUCACCCCAAAUAUCGAUAAAUUGGCUCGCAGUGGGAUGAUCCUGAAUUCAUCUUACGUAAUGCCAGUCUGCACACCAUCAAGAAAUUCAUUUAUGACCGGUCAAUAUGCCUUUAAAUCAGGAUUACAGCAUAUUGUGAUCUUACCACAACAAGCCACUUGUGCCCCUCUUAACAAUACAUUUUUACCUCAGAAGUUGAAGGAACUUGGGUACGCAACUCAUGCGAUUGGAAAGUGGCAUUUGGGAUUUUGUAAGUGGGAGUGUACCCCUACGUAUCGAGGAUUUGACACAUUCUACGGAUAUUACAACGGCGCAGAGGACUACUACAAUCUCAGUAUCGCUGGAGGUAAAGACUUCAGAGACAAUAGAACACCUGUUAACGCAACAGGUGAAUACUCCACGAUUUUGUAUGCCAGGCGAGCAGAGUCCAUAAUUAAAGACCACGAUGCAUCUAAACCUAUGUACAUGUAUUUACCUUUCCAAUCAGUACACGAACCCCUUCAGGUCCCUCAGAAGUAUAGCGACAUGUACUCUAAGGUACAUACAGAAUCCCGCCGGACCUACCUAGGAAUGGUAACUGCAAUGGAUGAAGCUAUCGGCAACAUUACAAAAGCUCUAAAGACAAAGGGAAUGUUCAACGACACUCUCAUAGUAUUUACUGCCGAUAAUGGAGGUUGGAUUACAUACGCUGGGAAUAAUUACCCUUUAAGGGGUGGAAAGACCACUGUGUUUGAAGGAGGAACUAGAGCAACUGCUUUUGUUUCCGGGGCAGGGAUUCAAAAGUCAAACUAUGUUUAUCCAGGAAUGAUUCAUGCAGUAGAUUGGAUGCCAACAGUGCUAAGCGCCGCAGGAGGAACGCCAGACCCGACAUUGGAUGGCAUCGAUCAGUGGGAUAGUCUACGAACAGCAGGGGAAUCAAAACGAACCGAGUUUAUCUACAACAUCGACGAUUUAAGGCCGGAGAUCUGUGGUCAUGCUGCCAUUAGGAUGGGUGACUAUAAGUUGAUCGAUGGUUAUCCUGGGGCCUACCAAGACUGGUACAAGCCAGACCAGGUCGUGUCUGACUUGUAUGAAGAUGUAUCUUUAAACGACACACGUCCUUUUUUCGACAAAAUGAUGCUUUUUAAUCUUAAAGACGAUCCUAACGAACAUGUCGAUUUAUCCAAGAAGCACCCAGAUAUAGUUAAAAAACUGAAGUCGAGACUCGAGUACUAUCACAAACAAAUUAUUCCUGCAAAUUUUCCCAAGAAUUCGGCAUCGUCAGCACCUACCAAUUACGGAGGAUUUUGGACACCAGGCUGGUGUUAAUGUGAUGUAGUCUGAAUAAGUCUAUGAAUUUCUUAUUUUAUAUAUUUCAUCUAAACUUUACAUCACAGAAUAUUCACUUGAUUAGUCUCAUCUUGGUUAUCAUAAAAUAGUUUACACUGUUAAUUAAUAUUACUUUAUCUUAGUACAUUCGAAUGCAUGUAAAGCACUUUGUUUGAUAAACUUGUUUGGUGCUUUUAAUUAAAAGUAGAUCCAGUGUUUUGUGAUGUCAUACUUUUUUGUAAAACUUUGAAUUCUUUAAAAUUUGUGCAAGAUAGUUUAAUAUAUUUUAUGUGAAUAGAAUCACAUGGAAGUAACUAGAAUUACUGUUAAGUUCAAAUAUUUUCGCAGCUUGAUUUUAUUCUAAAUUUCCAAUUUUUUACACAUUUUAUCUAUGCUAAAGGGAAAACUCUUUUUCUGACUUUUUUCUCAGUUGUAUGUCUAAAUGCUAUAGUUUUUCUUAUCCCAACAAUUAAUUUUAAAACAUGUUUGUAGAUUUUGUUUUCUGAUAAAGUUGACAAUAAAAUUAAACAAGAUAAACAAAUUUCUGCCUAAAAAAUUUUACUUUUAACAAAAAAAUACGUUUUUCUGAUGCUAAAAUAUGCUUAAGUUUACGUUUAUCUGACAUCUCAAAAAGUGUGAUGACAUGUAUAUUUUUUCUUACAAUUGAUGAAAUUUAAGUCUAUUAAGUUGAAAUCAGUCCGGUUUUCCAACUUUCAUCAGAUAAUUUUAAGAGUUUUACCUUAAGUCACUGGCAGUCCUGAAUUUUUAAAGUACUAUUUGAUCUCAAAUAACAUCAUUUUAAAAAAUUGUAUCAGUAAAUAAAAAACUGUACAAAAUAUGGGGUUCCAGUUUGGAACUCAUUUCUAAUACAUGUAUACUAUGUUAACAUUUUAUCUCCAAUAAAGGCAUUUGCUAUUUGA
Molecule: messenger RNA, 2794 nt
Organism: Magallana angulata
Lineage: Eukaryota; Metazoa; Mollusca; Bivalvia; Ostreida; Ostreidae
Product: arylsulfatase B-like
Exons: 14
Coding region: 489-1874 (461 amino acids)
Source: RefSeq, a predicted model, not a curated record